Messenger RNA from Seminavis robusta, 2033 nucleotides. NCBI's taxonomy places the organism in Eukaryota, Bacillariophyta, Bacillariophyceae, Naviculales, Naviculaceae. The record is from the annotation of a GenBank genome assembly.
CAUCGAUCAUUCUGCCACAGAAUGAUCCAACCUUCUUUGUGCUCGUCGCCAUUAUUUCUCUCCUCCAACCCAGAGUAAUUGCUGGCUGUAUAGCGUCUUUAGCUUCAAAGAGAUGGCCGUCAAUUCCGUAGCCUUUCCAAAAAAGCCUUGGCACUUUCCAUGGGGAUGGCUGCUUCUGUGUUUCCUGCCAUGGGCCAUUGAGUCUUUUCUGAUAUCCCCCCAGCCCUCCAGGCCCAAUGUCUUGUCGCAAUCAUCAUCAUCAUCACAAUCACCAUCCACUCGCCUGGCGGCUGCUGCUGAAUCCACUUGGCAAUCUCACGUGUCGACACAUCCCGAUGCGUUUAAUGCUUUCAACAAGAUUUACAACAAGGAACUUUCCGAUACAGACAAGAGCCAAUUUGAUUUGGCCAUGCUAUUUGUGAGUCAAGCCCAUGCCAAUGAUUUUGAAGCCCUGGUACAGCAUGCCCACCGACAAAUCAGUAGUGCUCCCCAUGGAAUCCGAUUUGUGGCCCUCUUGGGAGGUGGCGUCAUUGGAGAAUCCGUCGAGCUCGAUGAACCCGAACGACCCAGCAUGUCCUUGCUGAUUGGGAGUCUCCCACCAGGUGCUCAGAUGAAAAUCACCACCCAAGACAAUACAGAUGACAACAACUUCCUAAACAAUAACGAUGGAAUCUGGGAUCUUGUCAAUGAUCCGCUAGACGGAGCACCCACAAAGUACAACUCGUGUCUACUCUUUGCCGAUCCGUGGGCACAAGUGGAACAAUUCCUGGCGGCGCCCUCACAGCCGGACAACAAGGAUCGUCCACUGGUUCUUGCCGGUGGCAUUACGUGUCCGUAUCUGGCGGAUCAAUCCAGUUUGGCGUUUGAUGGAAGGUGUUUGCCACAAGGAUCCAUGAUUGCCAUUGCCUUUGGAGGAACCUUGGGUUUGCAGACCAUGGUAGCACAGGGUUGUCGACCCGUGACGGAGGGAUCCAUCUAUCGGGUCACCGCCUGCGAUGGAAAUGUCAUUACCAAAUUGGAUGGAAAACCAGCCUUGCAGGUCCUACGAGAUCUCGCCAAUCAAUCACCUCCUGCCGAGCAAGAUCAAAUCAGUUCGGGAUUGCUCUGCGGAAUCAUGACGCCUUCGGACAAUACUGAUGAUAACGACGUCAAUAGUAGUGACUUUCUGAGUCGACAAAUCAUGGGCUUUGUUCCCUCCGUUCAAGGCAUUGCCAUUGGGACGAAUCAGAUUAGAGAGGGAGAUCUAUUUUGCUUUCAGGUACGAGAUGGCAGCACGGCCCAGCAGGAUUUGCAGCUCAUGGUACAGCGGGCCAAGACAGCACGAUUGUUCGAUGGCAACCCCUCCAGGCAACCACAGCCUGUGGCUGCGAUUCAGAUAUCGUGUGUUGCCCGAGGACGAGGCAUGUUUGAUGGUAUUCCCAAUGUGGAUCUUUCCAAUGUACAGCAGCUCGUAGAAACUACAGCCAGUCGUCCCAGAAAUGGUGAUAAAAAUGAUGACAAUCCGCCACCAGUGGUAGCUGGCUUUUUUGCCAACGGCGAGAUUGGACCGGUUGGUUUGGCGGGGUUUUCCACUACCAAAGCCAGCAAUGGUCGAGCCUACUUGCAUUCAUUCACCACGGUGGCAGCAACUCUGUGCGAGUACACCCAGUUAGCUGAGACCAGCAGCGCUAGUGGAGGCGAGGAAUCAUCCCUGGAUGCCUGGGGUUGAAGUGACAUGGUGACGAAAACCAACCUGAACGGCAGUGCGCAUCAUACGCCACCCCAGGGCAAUGGACCCCAUGACUACUAGAUCGGAGGAAACGCAAACAUUCGUGCCGCUGGUGCAAACGUCCAAGCGUUGCCGGUACAGUCUAAAAAUUCGUUGCGGUGUUCGUGAGGCCACCCAAAACCUGCACUUCCCACGCCUAGUGAAACGACAUGUUUGAGUUAGCUAGCUAGAAUCGAAUCUACUCUCAGUAAAUUACCAUCCUCAGGGCCAGGCAGCAACUGCCAGCGAUACUCUAUAGUUCGUGUCAACUUGUGAUCAUCUAGAU